AUGAUGCCCUGGAUGCGCAAGAAGACCACCUCGUUUCCCAAGGAUGAGGCCAACCAAAUAUACGUCUCUGAUUUCUCCUUACGGACACAGCGCCAGGACGUGUCGAAGAAGCCGGCAACGGCCAAUUUCGGCUCACCCAAUGCGCGACCAAUGGGCCCGGAGGACGCCGAGGUGACGAUUCCCAGCCAGAUGUACUACAAUUUGCUGCAGGAGGUGGGGGAGGCCGACAAGGUUGCCAAGGUGAUCGAGCGCACGCUUGCGGCGUCGGACCGGACGAUGGACGAUGUGAUGCGCGGCGACCAGACCGGCUGCAUUCUGGUGGUGAUGACCGAGAGCGAGCAGCAGGCGUGGCGGCAGCUGAAACACGUGUCGUGCGCAACAGGCGAGGUGGACUGCCUGUACGCGAUGCGGGAGUCGCUGGCGGGAGUGGCACGGGUGGCGAAGCAGCUGGAGCUACGCUUCGACGCACCAGCUGACGAGGGCGUGCGCCAACAGAACGCUUUUGAGCGGCUGGCCUACGAGGCGGAGCACUGCAACGGACGGGACAAGCGAGACGCACACAAGGACAGCAAGAAUGGCGGCAGUCGGGCACUGGCGAAUCUAAACCGCGAGGCUGAGGCGCUGCUGCACCGGAUGCGGGCACUUCUCAGCAAGGCCGAGGCGGGUGUGGUGCCGUUCUGCCGCCAUGUGAUGGAUCUGGGGGCUGUCUGCACGGAGGGGGACGACGACAUGGACGAGCUGACGGCGCUGGACGUCGUCCGGGGGAGCAGCGUGAUGACUCUGCUGGACAGCACAUUGCGUCGCAUGUCGUCAUUAGACCGUGUCAAUGCGGUCGACCUUGCCCGCACGACCUGGUCACGCUGCGAUGCCCGGAUGCGCAACGGACUCGGCGACGAACCUCGGGCGGCUGACGGCCAGCCCGCCAGUCUGCUACGACGCUGGCUCCGACUUUCUGGCUCGCGCGAAUUCCACCACGAACAGGUCCGGCUUGCGCGCGGCCUGCAGGCCCAGGCACAGGCGGCCGGGUGCUGCCGGCGCUGCCGUCCGUCCUCGACCGAGACGUCCAGCCCACAGAAGCCCCAGGCGACGAGCUCGUCUCGCAGAUCGGAACCGAAAAUCGAGCGGGUGAGCAGCAGUCCCGGUCGCAAUGCUGUCCGCAGUCGCCGGCCGGACGCGCCGAAAGUGACGUGGAAUCGAAUUAUUCUUUAUGUUCUUCUCUAUCAGAUGGUUGUGUCAGGAAAUGCCCAGAUGGGAAUACUCACUGUUUGUCAGCCGGCCGGAAUUUGGCUCAAAGUCCGGUGCUACAUGUGGGGCCUCUCGACGUCGCGGAAAGCAGCAGCCCUGAUGGACGAAAAGGCAAAGGCCACAGCCAAAUGGGGAGCCGCCUGCUCCGCCUGUGCGUCGGCCAAGGUCAAGUGCAUUCGCUCUGUCGAAGAUGCAAGCGCCAAGUGUGACAGGUGUGAACGGCUCUUUAAGAACUGUGCCGUACAGGUGCACCGUGCGCGGAAGAAGCGCACCAGCAAGACGUCCAAAACGGCCCAGCUUGAAGAACGCCUUAACGGCCUGGUGGACCUGCUCCGGGCCUCUGGUGACCUGCUCCGGGCCUCUGGUGACCUCAACACGUUGCAUGCGGCCGAGGCCUCGCCACACACCAUCUUGGCCGACCCAUCACGAAAGUCUGACCGUCUCUACCAUGCGGACACGACCGAUGUCUCAUCCCGGCCUCCGCCACAGGACGUCCAACAAGAGCAGCUGACUGCCCAGAUUGCCAUACCGGUAUCAUACAACUCGUUUGCACCGCCGACAUGCAUCUGCCGCCCCGAAUCUGGCGAGAUCAUCACGACUGCUGUCGACUCGGAUGAGGACCUGCUGAAAACGUACCGCUCGCUCGAGUACCCACACUACCCCUUUGUGGCUGUGGCAUCCGACGUGACGGCUGAGCAGCUGAUGGUCGAGCGGCCGAUCCUCAUGAUGGCCAUCCGCGCCGUCGCCUCGGUCGACAACAGUCGGUUCAUGCAGGGUGCCAUGUACCGCCUGAUCUGCCUGAUCGCUGACCGCGUCAUCCUGCAGUCCGAUCGCUCGCUCGACCUCGUCCAGGGCAUGCUUGUCGUCGUCGGCUGGUACCAAUACCACUGCAUGAUGCACGCCCAGCUCAACAACCUGCUGCACCUCGGCAUCAGCAUGAUGGCCGACCUCGGCCUCAACCGGCCACCGCGUAUCGCUGAGCGCACCCAUAUCUUGGUCCUGCACCCCAACAUCCCCAGUCCGCGCGCAAACGAGGAGCGCCGUCUGGUGCUGGGCUACUGGUAUAUGUCAUCAUGUCUGUCUCUUGGAUUUCUUAAAAUCGAGGCCAUGCGCUUCUCGCCAUACGUUCGGCAGUGUCUGGACGAGCUGGACGAGAUCUCAGAGUAUCCGUCAGACGCCCGUCUGGUGACUAUCGUCCGGUUGCAGCAUCUGGCCGAGAAGGUUGCCAGGUUUAACAGGCCGGAGGAGCUGGGCGACGAGAUUCCGGGAAUCUCACGGGCGCCCAGUUCUGCGUACCAGCUGGCCUUUCAGAACGAGCUCGACCGUCUGUGCCAGGCCUUGCCAGAGGACAUCAAGACAGACAAAUUGAUCCAAAAUCAAAUCAACACCAUCAAACUCCGUCUUUACGAACCUCCUCUUUUAGAUGCCACACUGCUGCAGAAGUUCUCGGCCGACUUCACUGCCGUGUCGUCCAACAACCCAAGCGGCUUGGAUAUCCUGUACCGCUCAUAUAAUGCCCUCCGCGGAUGGUUCGACCAGUGGUUUACCAUCCCCGUGUCGCAGUACCACUGGGUGCCCAUCCCGCUCUGUGUGCAGCUCGUCUAUGGCAUCACCAUGCUGAGCCGUUGGGCGCGGCUGGUGGGCGCCAUACGGCCAGCACACACCGACCUUCAUGAUUCGACCAUCAACAUGGCCACAGCCGUUCCGCCCUCAUCGUCUUCCACCCUCAAGGACCCCAGCAGCCGGCUUGUGCCAGGCCAGGGCGUUCCCGUAUCCUCCUCAUGUGCCCUACCGACCAGUUCGGUGGUCCAGCCUGCCGUCGCUGCUAUUGCCGGCCUCGAUGGCAAGGAGAUUGCCUGCGAUCCGAAGCUCAAGGCGGCCAUGGCCCAGAUGCGGGACACACUGCGCAAUCAGCCCGGCCUGUUGAUCGAUAUAUCAGCCCUGCUCACUGCCCUUGGAGACCGCUUCGAGCAGUCCAACCUAGAGAUGCGCGCGGCAAGCGCGGCCAAGUUUGGCGACUCGGCCGACCGCGGCAUGAACAUCUGGGACCUAACGUCCCGCAAGAUUGCCAUCCUGCGAUCCAAGCUGGGCCCCUUCCUGGAUGACGCAACCACCACCGAGAUGACCACACAGCAACAGCAGCAACACAAUCAGCUAAAUCACCAUGCCGCUGCCGCCUUUCCUAUCGAGGGCAGCGGCUUUCCCGUCGAUCACAGCCUCGACGUCAACUUGGCCAGUGGUAUCGCUGAUGCUGCGACAGAUUCCGCCGGUCUGAUGUCGACAUCCAUCGAGGGCUGGGACUGCAACAGUCCGUGGGCCAACGAGAUUUUUGAGGACAUGGAAGCGAGCCUGUGGCUAGAAAGCCUUCCUUGGGUGCCCAUAGGCGGAUGA
Molecule: messenger RNA, 3636 nt
Organism: Grosmannia clavigera kw1407
Lineage: Eukaryota; Fungi; Ascomycota; Sordariomycetes; Ophiostomatales; Ophiostomataceae
Exons: 8
Coding region: 1-3636 (1211 amino acids)
Biological process (GO): regulation of DNA-templated transcription
Cellular component (GO): nucleus
Molecular function (GO): zinc ion binding; DNA-binding transcription factor activity, RNA polymerase II-specific; transcription cis-regulatory region binding
Source: RefSeq, a predicted model, not a curated record